Molecule: messenger RNA, 1595 nt
Organism: Ictalurus furcatus (blue catfish)
Lineage: Eukaryota; Metazoa; Chordata; Actinopteri; Siluriformes; Ictaluridae
Product: proline-rich transmembrane protein 2
Exons: 5
Coding region: 771-1487 (238 amino acids)
Cellular component (GO): membrane
Source: RefSeq, a predicted model, not a curated record
ACUUGUGCAUUCUGCAUUUAGUCUUGCAGAAUAAAUAAUCUUCUAGUCAUCAUCUCAUAUCUCACUUGGCUCCUUUAUGUAUAUCUACAUAUAUUAUGUAUAGUUUAUCUUUUAUACAUGAGAUCAAGUUUAUCUUUUAUACAUGAGAUUUUACAUCAGGUAAUCAGCAUAAUAUAAUAUAGGAAUUGGGACACAACCGAGCACUGUAGUGUUACUGAAUAAUAAAAGAGCUCUGUACACACACACACACGCACACACACACACACACACACACACACACACACACACAGUUGAUAAAUCUAGGAAGGGAGGGAGAUGGGGAAAGUGUGCAGGGGGAAUACCGCAUAACACCCUCCCUACACACACACACACCACCACCACCACAAAACCCCCACCACCCGCUUCUAAAAGCACCUAUUCUGUGCACGCGAGCACUCCCCAUCCCUCUAGCCCUAUCUUCCGACACGCACACACACACACACACACCGCGCAGUGAGAGUGGUGCUGACCGAGAAGCGCAGUCGUUAAAUACAGCCUGUCUCACAGUUUCUCAUCAAUUCGAUCCGGCGCUCAGUGAAUUGAAGCAUCCCUGUGCCAAGUUCCUCACAGUUUUCCUUUUACUUUUAUUCCAACAUGAUAAGAGGCACUGGAAUAUUCUCCCACGCUUCGCACUAGAAAAGUUUUGUCAGACAACAUAUCACGGCCAUAACACUGCACUGUAAACUAGCUUGAAAACAAAUUGGGCGUUUUGGAAAUUCUGCAUCUUCAAGAUGGCUCUGAACACAGACACCAACGCACCAACUGCUGCUCUAAGUGUAGGGCAGGAAGAAGAGCAGCAACAAAAUGAACAACUGACCAAUCAACAACCAGAUGACUGGUCUGACCAGACCCCCAUAUCCUCUCAGCCAGUGAAGACUGAGCAUCAAGAUCCACCCACUGACUCAGAGUCCACUCCUGCUCCAGAAAGCUCAGUCCAGUUGAAUGGCCUGUCCAAAGACCACCUGCCAGUCAUCGAUGAAAAGAUGGAAACAAGUAAUGGAGUCUGCUCUAAUGCUGUCGAGGCUUCUCCUCCUACCUUAUCCCGUUCUUCUCCCCCUCGUCAUCAUCAUGCUAAGUCUGGCCAUGUUCAUGCUAAUGGCCAUGCCCGCCUCGGCAGUCGCUCAGGUUCAAUGAGCCAUGCUGGGUCACCUCGGCCCUCGCUCAGCCGCCAGCCCAGUGCUGCCACAGAGAGUGGAGGAGAUGGCACCAAGCCCAACGAUUACCUUAUAAUGGCCAUUCUUGCCUGCUUCUGCCCUCUCUGGCCUAUCAACAUCGUCGGCUUGACCUUCUCUGUUAUGUCUCGGUACAGUCUGCAACAAGGAAACGUUGAUGGAGCGCGGCGUCUUGGCCGCAACGCAAAGGUCCUCUCAAUCGUCUCUAUUGUGGGCGGAGUUAUCAUCAUUGCUGCCACCAUUGUCAUCAACUGGGGACUGAUAUUAAAGUCCUGAGGGUAGUCAUGACAAUCAAACCCAGGAGGAAUUUCUGACCAACCAACUGAUCCAUGAUGACCAUCGUUCUCCUCUCACCCUGCAUUUCCAAAUAUUACUGAAGCACCU